This is a messenger RNA of Fusarium keratoplasticum, 1824 nucleotides long. RefSeq lists its product as uncharacterized. The transcript has a single exon. Lineage: Eukaryota; Fungi; Ascomycota; Sordariomycetes; Hypocreales; Nectriaceae. Gene Ontology annotation, molecular function: oxidoreductase activity, acting on CH-OH group of donors; FAD binding. Bases 1 to 1824 code for a protein of 607 amino acids. The record is from RefSeq and is a predicted model, not a curated record.
AUGAAACUUUGGGCAGCUUUACUGGCCCUCGCUACCACGGCUGAUGCCACGAAAGGGCCUCACGGCAAUAAUACCUAUGAGUAUAUUGUGGUAGGAUCUGGCCCAGGUGGAGGGCCCCUGGCUGCAAAACUAGCACAGGCUGGCCAUUCAGUUCUCCUCAUCGACGCUGGCGAUGACCAGAUUGACAAUCCAAACUCGCACACGGUCUUCGAGAAUACUCUAGCCGUCAAUGACCCGCUGACCAGAUGGGACUUUUUCGUCAGCCGUGACGUCCCCGAAUUUGAGAACGAGCACGAGUUUACGACCUGGAGGCAGGCCAAUGGCUCGUUCUAUGUUGGACUCGACCCUCCCGAGGGAGCACAGCGCUUAGGUAUUUACUAUCCUCGUGCGGCAACUAUUGGGGGUUGUGCUAUGCAUAACGCUGCAUACGUCUCUUUGCCGGCCCAGGUGGAUUAUAACGAUAUUGCCGAGAUCACUGGCGACGAUUCGUGGAGGGUAGAAAAUUGGCGCCAGCAUCUUGUCACCCUCGAGAGAUGCAAUUAUCUGGAAAAUGGCAGCACCCCAGCACAUGGAUUUACUGGGUAUCUCGAUACCUCUCAGGCUGACCCUUCCUGGGCCCUCGACAGGUCUGACCUGGUAUCACUUGCACAACUUGCCUCUGACAGGCUGGGAGGGAAUACCACGGGCUUAUCGCUAUUCGAAUUGCUCAGCCGCGAUAUCAACACGGAUGAUCCUGCAAGGGAUACCACAGACGGCGUCUAUGCUCCUCUUACCCAUUCACGAUUUGGCGUCCGCUCGAGCCCACUCCAGCUGAUUCGCGCAACGCUUAAUGAUCCUCGGAAUUUCCCCCUCACGGUCCAAGAGCACACCCUUGUCACAAGGGUUCUCUUUGCCAACCACUCUUCUAAGAAGGGAGAGGAAGAGAAAAAGCCUACAGCUAUCGGUGUCGAGUACUUGCAAGGCCAAAGCCUCUACUCAGCGGAUCCGAGACAUGAUCCAGACUUUGAAGGCACUCCUGGUAGAGCAUUUGCGACAAGAGAAGUCAUCAUUGCGGCCGGCGUCUUCAACACCCCUCAGAUUCUGAAGCUGAGUGGCGUCGGUCCGGCCGAGGAGCUGAAGCAGUUCGAUAUCCCGGUGGUUCUUGAUUUACCGGGAGUUGGCAGCGGAAUCCACGAUAACUACGAGGCUGUUCUUUACGGGACUUUUGCGAAUAACAUCGCAGGGUUCUGGGAUAUGUUUUAUACCACGUCGCAGGCCUUGCGAACGCGCGAUAUCCACUUCUAUUGCGGAAGUAUGAAUUUUAUCGGUUUCUUCCCUGGUAUGCCUGGCUACAACGAGAACGAAUUCGAAUGCGGCUUCAUGCAGCUCCAUCCUCGAAAUGCCAAUGGCACCGUCAAGCUCCGGUCUCGCGACCCCCGAGAUACGCCAGAGAUCUACCUGGGCUUCUUUCGAGAGGGUAAUGAUAAGGACCUCGAUUCUAUGGUUGAAGCCAUCAACUUUGUUAGGCCCAUCUUUAACAGUCUUGAAAACAACACCUUCACUGAGUUUCGCCCCUGUGCUCAGAGCGUUGAGUGCACGGAUGAGUGGCAGAGGCGCUAUCUCCGCGCGCAGGUCUAUUCUCACCAUGCCUCGGGUUCUUGCGCGAUCGGCAGGGGCGAUGAUCCUUUGGCAGUCCUGGAUUCUAAGCUGCGAGUUAGAGGCGCUCGUAACCUACGGGUUGUUGAUGGAUCUGUUUUCCCAGUGCAGCCUGGCGAGGUGCCUGUUCUCGCGACCUUUAUGCUCAGUGAGAAAGCCUUGAUCGAUAUUUUGGCAGAUGCGAAAUAG